Messenger RNA from Canariomyces notabilis, 930 nucleotides. Its product is annotated as NAD(P)-binding protein. Lineage: Eukaryota; Fungi; Ascomycota; Sordariomycetes; Sordariales; Chaetomiaceae. The transcript has a single exon. Gene Ontology annotation, cellular component: nucleus. The coding region runs from base 1 to 930 and encodes 309 amino acids. The record is from RefSeq and is a predicted model, not a curated record.
AUGGCCACACCAACAGUCUACGUCAGCAGCGCAACCGGACAGGUGGGCGGUGCCGUGGCUCGUCAGCUCCGCAGUCUCGGCUGGGAAGUGCACACAACGACCAGAAACCCCUCGUCGUCAGCGGCCAAAUCGCUGGCCUCUAUCGGCGUCAAGGUGCUCGGCGGGGACUGGACGAACGAAGCCGCGCUCUCGGCGGCCAUCGCGGGCUGCACCGUGGUCUUCAUGAACCUGAUGCCCGAUCUCGCCGACAUCGCCAGCGAACUCAAAGCCGCCGAGACGAUCCUGCGCAUCGCAAAAGCCGCCGGCGGUGUCUCACACAUCGUCUACAGCGGCGCCAUAACCCCGUCCGCGCCCCCUGAGUUUGGUCCGGAUCAUUUCCUCACCCGCGGCUUGCAGUCAAAGACAAAGAUAGAGCAGGCCGUCCGCGACGCCGGAUUCGAGUACUGGACAAUUCUGCGCCCGGGGUACUUCAUGACCAACCUGGUGCGGCCAAAGGUGCACUUGCUGUAUCCCGGCGCGGCUGAGAGCGGUGUCUUCAACCUUGCUUUUAACCCGGACACUCCUCUCGGGUUGAUCGACCCCGAGGACAUUGCUGCCUUUGCUGUUGAGGCGUUUCGGCACCCCAGGAAAGCCAAUGAGAAGGUGGUUACUCUCGUUGGGGAGACAGUGGCUGUUGAUGUGGCGCUUGAAAUGGUUUCGAAGAUGGCCGGCCGCGCCAUUCGCCGCGUCUAUUUGCCGGAGGAGGAAUUGGGGGAUACUCUGGCGAAGAAUCCGAGGAUGUACCUUCAGGUUCUUAUGCGCGACCUGUUUCGUGAUGUGGACGUCGACGAGGCGAAAAGCUGGGGUAUUACGAUGAGCAGUUUUGUGGAUUUCUUGGCGAGGGAGAAGAAGGAGGUUGAAGACACCUAUCGUCCUGCAGGGACUGACUAG